GUAUUGUAUUGUAAUUUGUACCUGCAAUGGUGGCUGCUAGGGUUUAAGGCUCCUCGUCGCUUUACCAUUCUCUUGAAUCUCGUUCCACGAAGGACAAUGGGUGCUGCAAAGGCUAAGAACGAAGAAGAAGAAGAACUAAACGGUUCGAGGAUGGUUGCCGUCCAAUCUGCCGCAUCCAAGGACGCGAACCCUGAUUCGUUGGGUGUUUCUGAAGAGGACGAGAUGCAAGUUAAAAAAUACCUCAGAGGUGAAGCUGCGAAUAUAGGGGUUUUAAAAGAUAAGAAAUUGAAAGGUCAGCUGGUUGUGAGGGAAGAAUUGUAUGGAAAGUCCGCCCAAGCCGCUGCCAAGGCUGAGAAGUGGCUUAUGCCAAGUGAAGGAGGCUAUCUGGAAGCCGAGGGUAUUGAGAAAACAUGGAGGAUUAAGCAGGAGGCAAUUGCUGCUGAAGUAGACAUCCUGAGUUCCAGAAAACAGUAUGAUAUUGUUUUACCAGAUUUUGGUCCUUACACUCUCAACUUUGAUACGAGUGGCCGAUAUAUGGUAGCCGGUGCAAGAAAAGGUCAUCUAGCCCUUAUGGACAUGAAAAAUAUGGACCUUGUUAAAGAAUUUCAGGUUAGAGAAACUGUUCGUGAUGUAGUAUUUUUGCACAAUCAGAAGUUUUUUGCUGCUGCUCAAAAGAAGUAUGUGUAUAUGUAUAAUGAUAGGGGAACCGAACUGCACUGCUUGAAGGAACACGGUGCUGUAAGGAAGCUUCAGUUUCUGAACAAGCAUUUCCUCUUAACCUCUAUUAACAAACAAAGUCAGCUUCAUUACCAAGACAUUACAACAGGAGUGAUGGUGGGCAAUUAUCGAACUGGUCUUGGCCGAUCCGAAGCCAUGGAGGUCAAUCCCUACAACAGCGUUGUGGCUGUCGGCCAUUCUGGCGGUACAGUCAGCAUGUGGAAGCCGACCAGUGCAGCUCCACUCGUCAAGAUGCUGUGUCAUCAGGGGCCUAUCACAGCUAUGGCAUUUCACUCGAACGGCCAUCUCAUGGCAACGGCCGGAAUGGAAAGAAAAAUAAAAAUCUGGGAUUUGAGGAAAUUCGAGGCUCUCCAAACACUUCCCGGGCAUGCCAAAGCACUCGACUUCAGCCAGAAAGGUAUGCUCGCUACUGCCACCGGCUCUUUUGUGCAGAUAUUAGCAGAUUUGUCGGGAUCACAAGAAUACAGCCGAUACAUGGCCCAUUCUAUGGUUAAGGGUUACCAAAUAAACCGAGCGUCGUUUAGACCUUACGAAGAUGUUUUGGCCAUCGGGCACUCAAUGGGCUGGUCUUCUAUCCUCAUUCCCGGAUCUGGAGAACCCAAUUUCGACACUUGGGUGGCGAACCCAUUCGAGACACGCAAGCAGAGAAAUGAGAAGGAAGUUCGACUUCUUCUCGACAAACUUCCCCCGGAGACAAUCAUGUUGAACCCAUCUGAGAUUGGCUCGGUGCGACCCAACCGGAGGAAAGAAAAGCUCAGUAAGGAGCAGAAAGAAGCAGAAGUUGAAGCUGCCAUGGUAGCUGCCAAGGAUGUUUCUUUCAAGAAGAAGACAAAAGGUCGGAGCAAGCCGAGCAAACUGGCGAAAAAGAAGCAAGAAGCUAUGGUGAAAGCGAAGAAACCGUUCUUGGAGCAAGAAGCUCGAGACGAAGAUAAGUUGAAGAAGAAGAAGAGGAGGAGAAGCGAGGAGACUCAACUGCCGAAGUCGCUGCAGCGGUUUGCUAAGAAGACGGCUGCUUCGUGAUUACUUACGCGGCGCGGAUCGAGCUUUAUUUACGACGAACUGCGGAUUCAGGUAGAAGAAUGUCGUGUGAAAGGAUGGAGAUUUUGUAACAGUAGGAAUGGUAUACAAGUGAUGAUGAUUGGGGUAGUUUGAAGGUAAAUUAAACAAUGUUGUGUUCACUGAAAUUUAAUUUCAUUUUUUGAAUAUGAGAAAGGACAACUUAUUUGAUCUAUUUAUUUAUUUAUUUUG
Messenger RNA from Andrographis paniculata, 1986 nucleotides. Its product is annotated as probable U3 small nucleolar RNA-associated protein 7. Gene Ontology annotation, molecular function: protein binding. The transcript has 8 exons. Bases 97 to 1758 code for a protein of 553 amino acids. Gene Ontology annotation, cellular component: 90S preribosome; nucleolus; small-subunit processome. Lineage: Eukaryota; Viridiplantae; Streptophyta; Magnoliopsida; Lamiales; Acanthaceae. The record is from RefSeq and is a predicted model, not a curated record. Gene Ontology annotation, biological process: maturation of SSU-rRNA from tricistronic rRNA transcript (SSU-rRNA, 5.8S rRNA, LSU-rRNA).